Hyla sarda is the source of this 2711-nucleotide messenger RNA. It is a transcript of the gene PRDM4, whose product is annotated as PR/SET domain 4. Gene Ontology annotation, cellular component: nucleus; cytoplasm. The coding region runs from base 238 to 2580 and encodes 780 amino acids. Gene Ontology annotation, biological process: regulation of transcription by RNA polymerase II; cell fate commitment. The transcript is spliced from 12 exons. Gene Ontology annotation, molecular function: RNA polymerase II cis-regulatory region sequence-specific DNA binding; histone deacetylase binding; DNA-binding transcription factor activity, RNA polymerase II-specific. Lineage: Eukaryota; Metazoa; Chordata; Amphibia; Anura; Hylidae. The record is from RefSeq and is a predicted model, not a curated record.
CUUGGGGUCCGGGGGUCUUCCUUGUGUCUCGGUGAAGGAUCCUAUGGGAGAAGAGAAGGUGCUGAUGGUUAUAUAGUCCCGGCCAUGGUCCCCCCCCCCGGCAGACAUGGAGGGUGGGCCGGAUCACAUUACAGCGGUCGGGCUAUGAUUGGAUCUCUCCGGUCACAUGACAUGGCGUCUCUUCUGUCCUUCUCGGUUGGACAUUUAUCUGAUGAUGACCACGAGCAGUGAAGCAGAAUGAACGAGCUGAACCUGAGCGCCGUGGGCAUGGACCAGCUGGGCGCCUCCUCUGUUGCCAACACCCUGCCAGUGUCAGCGAGUCACCUGGGGCUGGCGGCUUCACCCCCACACAACGCCCUCACCACAUCGGGGUUACCUGUGUCUAUUCCUAACCUGGGGCCUUCUCUAAGCUCGCUCCCCUCGGCCCUGUCAGUCAUGCUUCCUAUGGGAAUCGGGGAUCGUGGCGUCAUGUGCGGCCUACCGGAACGGAAUUACACCCUCCCGCCGCCACCUUACCCGCACCUGGAAAGCAGCUACUUCCGGCACAUACUCCCAGGGAUCCUGUCGUACCUGGCGGACCGGCCCCCUCCUCAGUACAUACACCCCAGUUCGCUGAAUGUGGACUCCGGCGGGGGUCUCCCCGUAUCUAACACUAACCCCUCCCUGGACCCUUACCAGUCUGGGGGCUCUGUAGGACUGGAGGCAGCCAUAGAAUCCCUGGAGUCGCGCUCACAUGCUGGGCAGAGUUUACACCACAGCGAUGCCCACGAGGUGGCGCUGGACGCAGGGAUCAGCAUAGAUAACGUCUCGCGGGUGAACAGCCCUAUUACCACCGAGGAGCUGACCAUGGAGGGGGUGACGGGGGACCACGGGCAGAUCGCCAGCGUGUCACGUCCCCACGAAUCGCUCACCGUGGAUGCCAACCUGCCUCCCGACGCCGUAGGCCACGCCGGAGUGCUGCCCCUGCACGGCGGAUCGCUGGAGCUGCCCGUUGUCAUGGAGACAGAACAUCACAUGGGCGCCCGGUCCGGCCUGGCGGAGAACUCUCUGACUGACGCUAUCCACACGGUGGCCUUGAGCAGUAACCCGGUCAGCGUGGCGCUGUCUACCUCACACCAGCUCUCCUCCCUGACCUCUGUGUCCUUACACGGCAGCGGCAUCAGCCUGGAGCCCGUCACCGUGUCCUCCAUCACCGCCGACGUCUCCCUGUCCGGCGGGCACGUGGAUGCCGCCAGUCUGACCUUCGUGCCAACCUCUCUACAGAUAGACUCCAAUUCUGACAAGGAGAACAUGGCCACCCUGUUCACAAUCUGGUGCACGCUGUGUAACCGAGCCUAUCCCUCCGACUGCCCAGAGCACGGCCCGGUCACCUUCAUACCGGACAGUCCCAUCGAAAGCCGGGCGCGCCUGUCCCUGCCCAAACAGCUGCUGCUGAGACAGUCGGUGACCGGAGCAGAAGUAGGAGUCUGGACGCAGGAGAGCAUCUCGGUCCGCACCUGCUUCGGCCCCUUAAUAGGACAAGAGAGUCAAUCUCUGGAAGUCGCCGGCUGGACGGAUAAAUCGGCCAACCACAUCUGGAAGAUUUACAGCAACAGCGUGAUGGAGUUCUGCAUCAUAACGACGGACGAGAACGAAUGUAACUGGAUGAUGUUUGUCCGGAAGGCCAGGAAUCCUGAUGAGCAGAACCUGGUGGCUUAUCCUCACGAUGGGAAGAUCUACUUCUACACCAGCCGGGACAUCCCCGCCCAGGAGGAGCUGCUGUUCUAUUACAGCCGGGACUAUGCUCAGCAGAUGGGUUUACCGGAGCAGCCGGAGAUGCUGCUGUGUCACUGCGGGAAGGAGUGCUCAUCCUACGCCGAGUUCAAGUCCCACCUGAGCAGCCACAUCAACAGCCACCUCCCCAGCGAGUCCCUGAGCAGCGAGGACACCGGGCAGGCGGUGACGCCCAGCAAGGAACGCAAAUGGAAGUGCACGGUGUGCCCCCGCUCCUUCUCCUCCUCCUCCAAGCUCAACGUCCACUACAUGGGCCACAUGGGCAUGAAGCCCCACAAGUGCGAGUUCUGCAGCAAGGCGUUCAGCGAUCCCAGCAACCUGCGCACCCAUCUCCGCAUCCACACAGGACAGAAGAAUCAUCGCUGCGUCCUCUGCGGCAAGUCCUUCACCCAGAAAGCCCACCUGGCCUCGCACAUGGUGACCCACACGGGGGAGAAGAACCUGAAGUGCGACUUCUGCGAGAAGAUGUUCAUGAGGAGGCAGGACCUGAAGCAGCACAUCCUCACGCACACGCGAGAACGACAGAUCAAGUGCCCAAAAUGCGACAAACACUUCUCCAGGACGAACCAUCUGAAGAAACACAUCAACUCUCACGAGGGUAAGAGGGACUACGUGUGCGAGAAGUGCUCCAAGGCCUUCCUCACCAAGUACCAUCUCACCAGACACCUCAAGAUCUGCAAAGGUCCCAGCACGGCGACCCUGACCGACCAAGACGAGGAAGAGGAGGAUUCCGAGGAGGAGGAGGAGUUACUGAGCUCGGACUGUACAGUGUUCACCACAGACGCACAUCUGCCGUCACACACGUGACACUCGCUCUAUUUAUUUUAUUUAUUGUGUGCGCCCGAGGUCUCCUAGGACUGACCCCCUUAUUACAGCCAAUAAGGGGCCACACGUGUAUAUACUGAGGGGUCUGUACAAAUAAACCAAAAUGGAAAGUA